Bactrocera dorsalis (oriental fruit fly) is the source of this 3163-nucleotide messenger RNA. RefSeq names its product protein O-mannosyl-transferase TMTC4 (gene Tmtc4). Gene Ontology annotation, cellular component: endoplasmic reticulum. Lineage: Eukaryota; Metazoa; Arthropoda; Insecta; Diptera; Tephritidae. Bases 183 to 2330 code for a protein of 715 amino acids. Gene Ontology annotation, molecular function: mannosyltransferase activity; protein binding. The transcript is spliced from 2 exons. Gene Ontology annotation, biological process: endoplasmic reticulum unfolded protein response; protein O-linked glycosylation via mannose. The record is from RefSeq and is a predicted model, not a curated record.
AAUUGAUAUAAAUAUAUGCCUCUACCUUGAUACAUAUAUUUAAAAAGAUGUUUAUACGAGCAUUUGAAAAUAAAAGAACUUACUAUAAAGUCUAUAAAAAAUAUUAACGAGAAGUGGCUUUCAUAAAUAUCAGCUAAUAAUAUAACAUAUUUAUUAUACACUAAUGAGAAAACUAAUAAAAAAUGGAGAAGAGUAAAAAGCCAACUGAACAAACUUCAAAGGGAAAUAAUAGUGAUGAAAAGUAUUGCUUGGUUAAACGUCUUCUUUUCCAAUGUGUUUUAAUUAUUUUAUGUUUGGCCAGUUAUUCACACGCACUCAAUGGAAGUUUCGUUUUCGACGAUACCGUAGCUAUCGUAAAAAACGUUGAUGUGACGUCUUAUCCAACAAAUUGGACAGCAAUAUUUAAACAUGAUUUUUGGGGCACGUCAUUACUCAGCCCAGAAUCGCACAAGUCAUACCGCCCAUUAACAACAUUGAUAUUUCAUUUGGAGUAUACUAUCUUUGGAUUUCGUGCCAAACAUAUGAAAGCUAUUAAUGUAUUAUUACAUUGUAUAAAUACUCUUCUCGUGUGGCAACUUCUUCGCAAGCUCCGGUUUGAAACAAUAGUUUCUAACCAAGUAGCCGCAGUAGCAGCAACAUUUUUCGCAAUACAUCCGAUUCACACAGAAGCAGUUUGUGGAGUAGUUGGUCGAGCUGAAUUGAUAUUCUGCACAUUAUAUUUAGUAGCUCUCUUGCUUACUUAUCACAGAACAUGUUUAGGUGCUGGUACUGAUGUAUUGAUUAUCUUACUGACUGCAGUAGGGAUAUUCUUUAAGGAGACAGCUAUAACUAUUCCAGUUGCAUGCAUUUUUCUUGAAUUCGCGAGAACACAGGUUUUUGUUUACCCUUGGAGAACACAAUUGAAAUUCAUAUGUUCAUUUCGUAAUGCUACAUAUGCAGUUGCUACUAUUGUAAUAAUAAUAUUUCGUUUGUGGCUACAAAAUUUUCAGAUCCCUCGUUUCAAACCAAUGGAUAAUCCUAUAGCACUUAGUGAUGAUCUCUUAACUCGCAUACUUUCCCAGAAUUAUUUAUAUGCCAUUAACUGGUGGAUUCUUUUAUGUCCACAAUGGCUAAGUUUUGACUGGGCUUUAGGAUGUAUUAGAUUAAUUACAGACAUCUGGGAUUUGCGCUUGCAGGCAGUUUUGGCUAUGUAUUCCCUUGCAAUAGUUGCCAUUAUUAAUUGCAGACAAAAUUUCGCACCCUUAUUUGGACUGGGCAUAAUGGUGAUACCUUUUCUGCCGGCUUCAGGAGUUAUUAAAGUUGGGUUUGUUAUAGCUGAACGUGUGCUUUAUGUACCAUCUAUUGGCUUUUGUUUCUUAGUGGCACAAGGUUUAAGCUUUGUAUAUAACAGCAAUCCAAAACUAUGGUUGUUACAGUUAUAUAAGUGGGCACUGAUGUUAUGUUUCAUUUGUCUACUGUUACGAACACGAGAACGAGCUAAGCAGUGGUUAUCAGAAGAUAGUCUUUUUGCUUCUGCAUUAAAAGUCUGUCCCAAUAACGCUAAGGUUCAUUAUAAUAUAGCACGUUUGGCAACGGAUAGAUUUGAUCGUGACAAAGCGCUCACACAUUAUCAUAAGGCAAUCAGUCUCUACCCACAAUAUGAAUCAGCACUUAUGAAUUUGGGAAACCUAUAUCGUGAGAUGGGUGAGCUAGAUGAUGCCGAAAAAUACAUUAAAGAAGCAUUAGCAGUAGUACCUGAUUUUGCUACUGCUUGGAUGAAUUUAGGAAUUGUUCAGGCAGCACAUAAAGAUUAUAAAAGUGCAUUACUUAGUUACAAAAAUGCAUUAAAAUAUCGGAAAAACUAUGCUGUAUGUCACUACAACUUGGGCAAUCUUUAUCUUGAUCAGAAAAUGCAUAGUGAGGCGAUGCAGCAUUGGCAAGAAGCAAUUGCUUUGAAUCCGCGUCAACCCAAAGCUUGGGCUAACAUACUCACAAUGCUGGACAACCGAGGGCUGUACGAAGAUGCUAUACGAGUUUCGGCACAGGCGUUAACCCAUCUUCCGAAUGAAACAAGUAUUAUGUUCAUACGAGCUAACGUUUUCGGAAAAUUAAAGCACUACGUGGAAGCUGAAGAGCUGUACAAGCAUAUAAUAGAGGUGGAACCAUUAAAUGUAUUGUUUCAUACGAACUUAGGCGUUCUGUAUCAUCGUUGGGAGAAACUAAAUGAAGCCAUAGAGAGUUAUCAAAAUGCAUUAAAAUUAAAUACAGAAAAAGCAAUAACUGCUCGAGAAAAUCUUAGCAAGCUAUUAAAGAGAAAACGAAAAGAAAAAUUAAGCAAAAUCGUGUUGUAAACGUUAUUGUCGUUUCUUCAAUUAUUUGAAAUUUAAAUUGAAAUUCUUAUGGAGAUUAAAAAGUGUAGUCUAAUUUCAUUACUUAAGUAAAACAUUUAUAAUUCAAGCAUUAAUAUACAACAGUUUGUUAGCUACAGACUCCAAUGUCCUUACUAUAUAUAGAAUAUUAAGAACAUGCAAUUCCGAAUUCCAAAUUAAUGCUUAUUUUUAGAAUCGGAAUGAUGCAGAGAACAGUUCUCAACAGAACAAGUUUUUAUUACACUAUUCAGUAUGUAUGCAUGUGCUAAAAAAUACUUAAUAAUUAUGGUGAGUAAUUUAAAAACGCGUAUGUAUGUAAGCAUGUUAGCGCCAAAAAGGUAUUUACACAUUCCUUUGUUACUCAAAAAUAUCAUAAGUCGUCUAUGUGCAUUCGGUAAUAUAAUUAAACAGUUAGUUACAUCUAUUGUAUUUAAGUUGGUAAAAAUUCAAAAUAUCAAUUUAGGGGCUUAUUAGACUGAAUUAAAUACUUAUUUAAGUAAGCAUCUCAGAUGUAUAUAAACUGUUUAAAAUGGAAAGCACUGGUACAAUUGACGUACCAGCAUUAAGCUUUCUUCAAAUAUUUGUAUACACAAAUCUGCUCAUUCGAAUAUAAAUCGUUCCGUUCCGGUUAUGUAGAUUUAAUUUUUUGUAUACCAAACUAAAGUAAAAUUAAUAUAAAAAAAAAGUAUUUUAGAAACGCAUUGGUACGAUGUAAGUAUGAUGUAAUUAGAUUUAUUAUUUAUUUAUUUAUCACUUAUAUAUAAGUAUAUAUGUAUGUACAUUAAUAAAUGAUUCAGUACUUUUAAUCAAAUAAA